Messenger RNA from Adineta steineri, 4638 nucleotides. The record is from the annotation of a GenBank genome assembly. Lineage: Eukaryota; Metazoa; Rotifera; Eurotatoria; Adinetida; Adinetidae.
AUGGCUAUACUAUCUUAUAUUAUCAUUAUCAUCAGUAAUAUAUUCAUUGUGUCUAAUGCAAAUACAUGGCAACCAUUUUACAAUCUUUAUAGUACACAUGUGAUGACGAAUGAAUUUGAUCAUGAUUGUUUCUAUUCAACAAUAACUACGAAUGUCGAUUUAUAUGAAAAUAUUUAUAUAAUUGAGCAAAUUGUUGAAUAUUGUAUUCGAACACCUUCGAAAGAAAUAAUCGAUGUUAAUGAAAAAGCAAUAUCAUCUAAAUUAACGUUUGAUGAAUUAAAAAAGAAUAAUAUAACUUCUACAAAUCUAAUGGAAUGGUCGAGUCCUAUUGAUCUUAUCGAACGUUAUGAAUACUUUUUGCAAAUGAACACAUCUUCAUCAACUGAAGUAUUUUAUAAUUGUACUCUACCAUGGUUUGGAUCAUUUUGUCAAUAUAGGUUUGUUUUAAAUCAAUCAUUUCCAUCUUUUAUUCAAAUGAGAAUUAACGAGCCCAAGUUGUUUGAUAAAAAUAUGACAUUAACUUGCUAUAUGCAUAUAAAAUGUGAUAAUCAUUCAUUUCUAACCUGUCUUGAUUGGCGUGAAAUAUGUGAUGGGAAAGUCAAUUGUCUUGAUAGUGGUGAAGAUGAAAAAUAUUGUGUUGAACUAGAAAUGAAUCAAUGUGAGGAAAAUGAAUAUCAAUGUCAAAAUGGUAUGUGUGUAAACGAAGAAUUUCUUUUGGAUGAAGAUAUUUCACAGAUUAAUAUUAUUAGUCCAGAAUGUUUGGAUGGAUCGGAUGAAGUUCGAUAUAAAGGCGUGCUUUUAUGCGCGAGAGAUUCAUCUUUUAGAUGUGAAGAUGUUCUUUGUCCACAAUAUACUGAUUUUAGCUGUGGAAAUGGAGAUUGUCGUAGUUUGAACGGGCCUCGAGCACUUUCUGAAUGCACUAAUCGUCGAGAUCGAGCAAUUAACUAUCUGUUUUAUUGGGAUAAUCCUAUGGAUACACGAUACUCUCGUUGUUUCAAAACUCUUAUGUGUGUAACGCAUUUAUUGUCACGAGUCGACUUCGCUAAAUAUUGCAAAAAUUUGUGCAAUAAUACGCAAGAAUGUAAAAUACAAACUAUUAAAGAUUGUCCACCAGCGUUCAUUGCACCCACGUUUACAGUAUGGGAUGAUCAUGUGAGAUUUGGCUAUUUUUCUAAUGAAACAUCUAUCAGAAUGUUGGGAUUUCAACCUGACUUCGUAUGUUAUAGCAAAGAUCGUUGUCCAUUUCUCAUUUCAACAUUCACAUUAGAUAAUCAUACAUGUUUACAUACUAAUCGACCAAAUUUAACAUUAACUGAUACCGUCUAUGAAAUUUUUAGGACAUGUAAUCAAUACUCUCAAAAUGAUAAUGAAAGUAUUUGCCAAGAUCCAAUCACGGUACGUUGUUUAGGAACGAAUAGAUGUAUACCUAAGCGUCGAAUCAUGGAUGGAUUUGCAGAUUGUCCUGAUGCUUUUGAUGAGUCAAUUGCAGCUAACUCAUGUGCAUUGAAUGAUAAAUAUCGUUUUCAAUGUACAUCUGAAUCGAAAUGUCUCUCACCUAUACUUGUGAAUGAUCAAAAGGCGCAAUGUAUUGGCGGAGAAGAUGAGACUUUCAUUGAUCAUAGCGUCACUAAUAUUCAUCAAUUUCCUUUUUCUUCUUUUUGUAAUAAUUGGACUGAUAUAGUUUCUAAUACAAAUGAAACUGAUGAAACUCAUUGUGAACAAUGGCCAUGUGUAAAUCAAUAUACACUUUGUAAUAAAGUAUGGAAUUGCGAAAACGGAAUUGAUGAAAUUAAUUGUUCAUCAAGUUUUCAAUGCCCUGCAAAUCAUCAUCCUUGUUUGUCUCCAAACAGCCGCAAGAUGGAUUGUUUGCAUAUAAAUCGUAUUGGAGAUGGGAUUAUUGAUUGUCUUGGAUCAACAGAUGAACGAUCUUAUUGUAGAUCAGAACAUCCAGAAAAUGUUUGGGCACGUUAUCGUUGUUCGAAUGACACAAAAUGUGUUUUACCUCAAACUGCAUGCAAAUAUUGCGCGGAGUUUAACGACUUCAAUCAUGCCUGUGAUGAGUUCAAUGACAAAUUUCAAGACAUUAUUCAGUAUUUAAAUUCUAUAGAGGACGUUGGUAUCUUUCGAAGACAGCCAUUCUCUCAUAAAUCAUCACGUAAUUUUCCUUCAGUCCAGUCGUCAAUAUCAAUUCAUAAGCAAAAACACAAUAGUAUAAUAAAAACCGCGAAAAUAUCAACUAUUAAACAUCAUAAUGAUCCAAGAUUAUGGUUAUGCAAUAAAGGAUUUGUAAUUCUUGUUGGUAAAAAUGAAACAGAACAAUGUUUUUGUCCAGAGAGUUAUUAUGGUGAUCAGUGUCAAUAUCAAAAUCAACGUGUUAGUCUCACUAUUCGAUUACGUCAAGAAAAUUUAAACAAGUUAAAUGUAAUUGGUAUUAUUAUUAGACUUGUUGAUCAUACCGGUUUUGUUCAUUCCUAUGAACAAAUUACAUACAAAUCCGUAAUUAAUUGUAAUACGAAAUAUAAUAUGCAUCUUCUUUAUCAGAGUCGUCCGAAAGAUAUGACGAAGAAUUAUACAAUCUAUAUUGAUGCAUAUUAUAAAAUAAAUCUUACUUAUCUUACAAGUUGGAUAUUUCCAGUUAAAUUUCUUUUUAUGCCUGUGAAUCGUAUGAGUGUUCAAUUGAAAAUUCCAACAAAACAAAAUUGUCAUUUAUUAUGUAGUGAUAAAUAUCUGAAAUCAUUAACAAAUGAUAAUACUCAAUCUUGUCGAUGUUCAAAUCGGAUGAAUUCAAUUUCUACACUACAAAACAAAUGUAACUGUGCGUUAGAUUCGAUCUGCGUUGGUUUUAAAGAAUAUCGAUCAAUUUGUCUUUGCCGUUUAAACAAAACAGGACCUCGAUGUUAUCUUAAUUCAAUCUGUCAAAUGAAGAAUAUAUGUAUGAAUAAUGGUAUUUGUGUACCACAUGAUUCUCGACAAUCUUUAGCUGACUUCACAUGUGUCUGUCCCGAUGGAUUUUCUGGCGAAUUUUGUGAAAAGACAGAUGUAAGAAUAGACAUCUCAUUUUCUAAUGUGGAAACUCCACAAUCUUUACUCGUUCAUUUUAUUAAUGUUAUAUCAAAUCGUGAUUCGAGCGAUAAAACAGAACCGAUUCAAGUAACUAUGUUUAAGAAAAUUCUAUUCAAUCAGAAAACAAUAACUUUUAAUAUGUCAUUACCCUUUCAUCUUGUUUUCGUUGAAUUUGAGCAUAUGUAUUAUCUUAUUGUUCUUGAACAUUAUUAUACAUCUUCAGCUGUUAUUUCUACACAAAUUUCUCCAUCACAACGUUGUCCACACAUUCAAGAAGUAUUAGAUGAAAUAAUAGUUGGAUAUCCACAUCUUCGUCGUGUAAAAUAUUAUCAUACUAUAUGUCAACAUCGUUCUGAUCUUACUUGUUUUCAUGAUAAUUAUAUAUUUAUGUGUUUAUGUACAGAAGAAAGACAUGCAAAUUGUUUUCAUUUUAAUUUUAAUAUGACUUACAAUUGUUUAGGACAAAAUGAUUGUCAAAAUGAUGGACGAUGUUUUCAAGAUCAUCCACAUUGUCCAACAAAAAUAAUGUGUGUUUGUCAAGAAUGUUUUUUUGGUGAUAAAUGUCAACUUAGUACAAAACAUUCUGGUCUUUCACUUGAUUCUAUUUUGGGUUAUCAUAUUCAUCCACAUCUAACAUUAAUUCAACAACCAUUACCUGUUCAAAUUAGUAUAACAUUAGGUACAUUAAUCCUCAUUAUUGGCAUUGUUAGUGGAAUUCUAUCAAAUCUGACAUUUCAAAUAAAAUCAACUCGAAAAACAGGUUGUGGUCUUUAUCUUUUUACUUCAUCAAUUACAUCAAUUUUAGUACUCAUUUGUUUCUAUAUGAAAUUAUGGAUUCUUAUUUUUUCUCAAAUGAAUACUAUAACUUCUCGAUCUUUUCUUUUAUUUAAUUGUAUUUCAAGUGAAUUUAUUCUUCGAUUUUUAUUAGCAACAACUGAUUGGUUACAUGCGUCUGUGACAAUUGAAAGAUUUUUUGUUGUUUUUCGUGGAGUUCAGUUUGAUAAGGCAAAGAGUCGAAAAUUAGCUAAACUAAUUAUAUUUAUCAUUUUUAUAUUAACUGCUGCAUCUAUUCUUCAUGAACCAUUUCAUCGUCAUCUAAUUGAUGAUACUGAAGAUCAAAGAACGUGGUGUUGGGUUAAAUUUACAUCUGAAGUGGAAAGCUAUAACAGAUUUAUUAAUAUAUUUCAUUUUAUUAUUCCUUUUUCACUAAAUGUUAUCUUAGUCAUUGGUAUUAUGAUUAUUACUGCAAGACAACGUUCAUCUGCACAAAGAAUAUUUACCUUUCAACAACAACUCAAACGUCAAUUUGACCAGCAUAAACAUCUUAUAUUUAGUUCAUUUUUAUUGAUUAUUUUGGCAUUACCUCGUCUCAUCAUUUCUUUUUUACCUAAUUGUAUGAAAUCACCGAAAGAAUAUAAAUUAUUCUUGGCGAGUUAUUUCAUUUCGUUUAUUCCACCUAUACUUCAUUUUUUCGUUUUCGUAUUAACAUCGGAAAUAUACAAAAAAGAAUUUACCACAAUGUUUAAACAAAAAUGGGAAAUAUUUCGACGUUGGUUUUUUCCAAUUCGUGUAUGA